AUGUCAGCUUUAUUUCUUCUUCAGCUAUCGUCUCUAGCACCUAUCCAGGACACUCCUCAACAGGCUCUAAUAUCCGAGGCCGUCAAGCAAUGCAUUGAGUCGCAAUGCGACAAGCUGAUUAUGCUCAUCCGUUUCGAACAAGCCAUUUCCAAUGUCGACGCAAAUUGGGGCCAGUUUCAAGCACUGCUUUGCUCACUCUAUGUCACUCAACUGCAGGCUUCAUAUGCCAUGGAAAAGCCGCUCUUUGAUUUCACGGUUGUAUUUGAAUCAUGGGCAGGAUACAGCGUAGGAUUGAGACCUGAUUUGAAAAUGGUAUUCGCCACCACCACCCAAGAUCUCAACGAGGUGCAAAAGUUGAAUACAGAAAGACAGAAGCGUGAUCUUCAAGCCAUGGAAGUUGUGACCUUACCAGGAGGCAUUGAUCAAGCCAUCCAGCAAAGUACUCAAGACGCUAUGGAGAAACUCGACGCAUUCGACCGUGUGGCAGUAGGCGGAACUUUUGAUCAUUUACAUGCAGGCCACAAGAUCUUGCUUACAAUGACAGCUUUGCUUGCCAACAAGAGCGUGGUGGUUGGUGUAACAGACGAUGUCAUGCUCCAAUCAAAAAAGUUCCAUGACCAAAUCGAAUCCAUUGACCAACGCAUCAACAACGUACGAGCUUUUCUCGAUACCAUUCGACAUGGACUUUUAUUUGAUAUUGUGCCCAUAACGGACCCAUUUGGCCCAACCAUCACCGAUUCUACCAUCCAAGCGCUCGUGUGUUCGAAAGAAACAGAAAAAGGAGGGGAUGCAGUGAAUACUGAACGAUCGAAACGGGACUUUCCACCCUUAGAACUACGGCUCAUUGAUGUCAUUUCAUCGGACAAGGUGUCUAUAGCUGGUCAGGAUAUGGUCGAUCUCAAGAUAAGUUCAACUUGGAUUAGAAAAUAUAUAUCAGAGCAUGAUCAGUAG
This is a messenger RNA of Lichtheimia ornata, 951 nucleotides long. RefSeq lists its product as uncharacterized. The record is from RefSeq and is a predicted model, not a curated record. Bases 1 to 951 code for a protein of 316 amino acids. The transcript is spliced from 3 exons. Gene Ontology annotation, molecular function: dephospho-CoA kinase activity. NCBI's taxonomy places the organism in Eukaryota, Fungi, Mucoromycota, Mucoromycetes, Mucorales, Lichtheimiaceae. Gene Ontology annotation, biological process: coenzyme A biosynthetic process.